AAUAUUGUAGCGAUUUAUUCCUAAAACAAUAUGAGUUUGUGGGUAGACAAACACAGACCUUCGUCAUUGAAUAAACUUGAUUACCAUAAAGAUCAAGCAACUCUCUUAAAGAAACUGGUUAAUGGAGGUGAUUUUCCUCACCUGUUGGUCUAUGGACCCUCAGGAGCAGGUAAGAAGACACGCAUCAUGUGUCUUCUGAGAGAGUUGUAUGGAUCAGGAGUAGAAAAACUUAGAAUUGAACAACACAAUUUCACAACCCCAUCCAACAAAAAGAUUGAAAUCUCUACCAUCUCCAGUAAUUACCACAUUGAAGUCAAUCCCAGUGAUGUAGGAAUACAGGACAGGGUUGUUAUUCAAGAACUAAUCAAGACCGUGGCACAAACAAAUAAUUUGGAUUCUUCACAGAAAGAUUUUAAAGUUGUUCUCUUGACUGAGGUUGAUAAGCUGACAAAGGAUGCCCAGCAUGCUCUUCGUCGUACCAUGGAGAAGUACAUGUCAACCUGCAGGCUGAUCCUGUGCUGUGUGUCCACAAGUAAAGUCAUUCCAGCCAUUAGAAGCAGGUGCUUGGGAAUCAGGGUUGCAGCUCCAAGUAUUGAUGAGAUAACCCAAAUUCUGCAGACAGUUUGUAAAAAAGAAGGAUGUCCAAUACCAACAGAGUUAGCUAAGAGGGUGGCAGAGAAAAGCAAAAGGAAUCUCAGGAGAGCACUGCUGAUGGCCGAAGCUUGCAAAGUGCAACAAACUCCAUUAAAACCAGACCAGGAGGUUUCAGAGCCAGACUGGGAAGUUUAUCUGAGAGAAACAGCAAACAUGAUUAUACAGCAACAAUCUCCUCGGCGACUGUUGGAGGUCAGGGGUCGCCUCUAUGAACUUCUCACCCACUGCAUACCUGCCGACAUCAUAAUGAAGGGAUUGCUUCAAGAAUUGAUCAAUAACUGUGACGGAGAACUAAAAACAGAGGUGGUGCAAUCUGCUGCAUUUUUCCAGCACCGUCUUCAGCUAGGACAGAAGGCAAUCUACCACCUUGAGGCAUUCGUGGCCAAAUUCAUGGCCAUUUAUAAAAGAUUUAUGGAAGAGAACAUUGCUGACCUUUUCUAAGUACAGUAUUUGCAAUAUAAAAACUUGUAAUAUAUGACAUGUUGUAUAGAUGCUGGUGAACAAAUAAUAAAUAAAAGAUUUUCACCUUAUAA
Messenger RNA from Magallana angulata, 1187 nucleotides. Its product is annotated as replication factor C subunit 3-like. Gene Ontology annotation, biological process: DNA-templated DNA replication; DNA repair. NCBI's taxonomy places the organism in Eukaryota, Metazoa, Mollusca, Bivalvia, Ostreida, Ostreidae. The record is from RefSeq and is a predicted model, not a curated record. Gene Ontology annotation, cellular component: DNA replication factor C complex; nucleus. The coding region runs from base 31 to 1095 and encodes 354 amino acids. Gene Ontology annotation, molecular function: ATP hydrolysis activity; DNA clamp loader activity; DNA binding. The transcript has 7 exons.